AUGAGUUGGGCAGUGGAAGAGUGGAAGGAUGGCCUUCCAAGCAAGGCUCUGCAGAAGAUCCAGGAAAUUGAGGGUCAACUGGACAAAUUAAAGAAAGAGAGACAGCAGAAACAGUUUCAGUUGGAAUCCCUGGAGGCUGCUCUUCAGAAACAAAAACAGAAGGUUGAUUCAGAGAAGAGUGAAGCAACCGCUUUGAAGAGGGAGAAUCAGUCUCUGGUAGAGUCUUGUGAGAGCCUGGAGAAAACUAGACAGAAAAUAAGCCAUGACCUACAGGUGAAAGAGCAGCAGGUCAAUUAUUUGGAGGGACAGCUAAACGCGUCCAAGAAGCAGGUUGAGAGGCUGGAGCAAGAACUCAAAAAAUAUAAAAAUGAGUUGGAACGGUCUCAGACGUCACACACAACAGACAUCCCGUCUUACAGCACUCCACAGAAGACGUUUGUCGCCCCGAACACGCCAAGCUUCAGACAGACUGAUUCAAAGAUGGAAGAAUUACAAGAAAAGUAUAAUCAAGAAGUUGAAGAGAGAAAAAGACUGGAGGCAGAAAUCAAGGUCUUGCAAGUGAAGCUGUUGAACCAGUCUUCAAUGAGUCAUAAGGACAUCGCCAGGCAACAGACAGGCUCCUCUAUAUUUCCAUGGCAACAGGACCAAACACAUGGUCGUCAGUCACUGAACGCCAUGGAGACGCCAUCAAGAAGAAGAAACGGGCCGUCGGGUUUCGCGUGGAGUUUUGAUGACACUCCCAUCAAACCGCACCAACAGAACACGUCACAUGUGUUGCCGACUGACACAGCCUCUUCUCAGCAGAUGGAUCAGCUGAGGACUUUAAAUCAAGAUCUGAAGAGUAAGGUGUCCGAGCUGGAGAUGCGUCUCCAGGCGCAAGAGAAAGACACGAAGAAUCAGAUGAACAAGCUGAGUGAGAUCCAGAGCCAGCUGGACAAGGCCAGGACUGAGCUGGCCGAGAAGGACAGGCUCCUGGGCAGAUCGAGAGACGAGCUGGCGAAAGUCACAGGGCAGCACGAACAAGCCGUUUCCAAGUGCUCGUCAGUGGAACAGAGGCUAAAACAAGUGACGGAGGAGAUGAGCUGUCAAAGGCACAAUGCAGAGAGCACGCGCCGCUCACUGGAACAGAAGAUCAAGGAUCAGGAGAGGGACAGUCAGAAGGAGGUUGCACAGCUUCAGAAUUCCCUUCGAGCACUCGAUCAACAGUUAAACCAAGUGAAAAACAAAAUGAGUCAGGAGAUACAGCAGGCCAAAAAAGACUGCAACGUUUUACAGUCUGAGGCAGACAAGGUGACUUCUCAAAAGAAAGUAUUGGAGAAAGAACUGGAGGAGCAGAAACAAAAGCUUUUCAGGUCUGAACAAGGACUCCAGGCCAGUCAAGCGAAGGAGACAGAACUGAAGAGGAAAUUUGAUGAGAUGCAAAGAGAGAAAAACAGUCUGAGCCUUCAGCUAGACCAAGGGAUGAAGAAACUGAACCAGCUGGAAGAAGAGCAUAAAACAGUGACGCAGAACUUGAAGCAAAGCCGUGCCCAAGUGGACGAUUUAAAGGCCAAAACUCAAGCUCAGAAUGAAGAACUAAGCACACUCCGCAUGAAAUUGGACAGUCAAAGCAAGUCGUCGGCAAGUGAACUGGAGAACAUUAAGAAAAACGUGACUGAACUCGAAGCCAAAAACGAGAAAUCACGAAACGAGCUGCGAAAGCAGGCAGAGGAGAUGGAACAGUUGGCAAAUAAGAUUUGUUCUUUGGAGAAGGACAAUGAAGACCUCAGGUCAACAGCAAAAACCAGUCAAGAUGAAGUUGCUGAAAUGAACAAGGUCUACAACACUCUCUUAAACUGGAAGAAUGAAAAGGAGCAAAUGAUAAAGGACACAGAGUUGGAACGUGACGGCAUGCUGAGGAAAAUCGCGGACUUGGAAAAAAGUGCAGCAGUGUUUGAUGAUGAACGAAAUGGACUUAAGGAGAAGAUGCAAGAUUUAGAGAAAGAGAAACAAUGCCUGUCUGCUCAGAUUGACUCAAUCAAAGGUGAACUUCUGAACAAAUGCAUGGAACUGGAGGAAAAAGGCAGAGCGCUUGAAGAGCUUCAGCAACAGUAUCGAGAAGCCGGUGAAAAGCACGGCAAGGACCUCGAGAAUUCCGUGACGCAAAUUAGCGUCCUGCAGGGGAAAGUGCAGGAGCUGGAAAUGAGAUUGCAACAAGAGAAAUCCAAGUUGGAGAGACUGGAGCAGUCUCACGUCGAGCUUCUAGCUCAAUAUGAAAGCGCGUGCGAUUUGGCCAAGUCCAAGGACUCGAUCAUUGAGCUGAACAGGAACGAGAUCACACACCUCCAGGAGCAGGCGGCCCAGGCUGUGGCCUUACAGGAGCAGCAGUUGGAUAAAUUUACGGAGGAGAAAUCCAGUCUGCUGAAAGAGUGUGAGGAGGGCAUGUCUCAGAAAACCGACGAGGCAGAGCAAGCGAAAAUAAGCUUGGAGAAGUGUCAGCAAGAACUGCUUUUGUCAAAAGAUGAGAUUUCUUCCUUGCAGUCUGCUUUGAAAUUGCAAAAAGGGAUUAGCAAAGAGGUGCAGGUCAAAUAUGAUGAUCUGUGUAAAGUCAAAGAAGAGCUUCUGGAGAAGAUCUCUGAGGCGGAGAAGAGGGAGGACGGUUUAUUGAAGGAGGUCGAUACUCUUUCUGAGCAGUCCAAGUCUUUUUGUGCUCUUCAAGAGCAGUUGCAAAGUUUAACAGCCGCAGCAGAGGAGAGCAAAGUGGCUUUAGAAAAUAUGAAAGAAUGCCAAAAUCAAACCUCCAACGAGCUGGAAAGCCAGAGAGCGAGAGCUGAGAAGCUUGAAAUGCAGUUGAAAGACUCGGAGGUUAAGAUUUCUGAUUUAGCAAAGGCAAAUGCUGCAUUGGAGGAGAAACUGCAGAAAACUGUUAUUGAAAGCGAGGAGUUUUGUUUGAAAUAUGAAAGCCUCCAAAAGACCCACAUCGAACUGUGUGAAGAAAAGGACAACCUGACCAGACAACUUUCUGGUUUGUCAGAGGUAAUUGCUGAGAAAGAGGCUGCUGUGGAAAUGUCAGUGGCUAUAAAGAGCGAACUUGACUCCUCAAAUCAGUUGUGUACAGAGCUGAAAAGUUCAUUAGAAGCUGUUCAGAAGAUGCAUGCCAGUGUUUUGGAGCAGAAUUCCAACUUGGAGAAUAUGGUGAAAGAGAAAUCAGAUAAAAUUUCAUCACUGGAGAUAAGCGUCAAAGAAUUAUCAGAUAAAUAUAACAAAGUAUCUGAAGACAACGUGAAGGAAAUGGAGAUCCAACUUCAAAAGCAAAAAUGUUUGAAAGAGCAGGUCGAUACAUUGCGUGAACAAUUGGAAAUUAAAUGUCUUGAGGUCACAGAGACAACAGAGAAGUUGGAGAACGCCUUGGCUGAAACAUCUGGGCUAAGGCAAAGUCUUAUUUCAAGUAAUGACAAGCUUACAGAAGUCACUGACUCCUUCCAGAAUAGCUUAAAAGAAAUGGAGAUUUUGAAACAAACUGCUGCUGGACAUGAACCAGCCUUGGAAUCCCUGAGAGCCGCUCUAGCUGCAGUGAAGAGCAGCGAGGAUGCAAAGACAUGCGAGAUCCAAACACUGAAAGAGAGACUACAUGAAGCUGAAUUCGAACAGUCCAAAACCUCUGACGCUCUGAAGGAAAAAGCCAUCAGCAUGAACAAGAUCAAAGUGCAGCUAGAGAUGCUUCAGAUGGACCUCGAGGACAAUGAGGCCUAUAUGAGUUCCUGUGAUUCACAAAUGGAGGAACUGCGAAGCACCAUAAGCUCACUGGAGGAGAAGCUAGGUGAGAGCGAGGCCCAGAGGGGUUCCUUGCAAGGCGAACUAGAAUCCGUCAAAGAGGAACUCGUUGGGAAGGACCAUGAAAUCUCACGACUGAGUACUUGUUUGGAAGAUGCUCAGAAGCAACACCAGUCCACUGCCGCUCUAGCCUCUGACCUGGGGUCUCUCCAGGCAGCCAAUGAGAAAUUUAAAGUGACUCUGGAGGAAGAGAUUUGUAAACGUGCAAACGUUGAGAGAAUGCACAGCGGCCUAACUGAACAAAAGCUCAAGUUGGAUUCAGAGAUUAACAAAUUACAGAAGGAAUCUCAAACUGCUCGGAAGGCCAUCGAUGAAUUAAAACAAGAAAAUGAUCGUCUUCGGGAGUAUUCCAGCCUGUUGUCCCAAGUGACGGAGCAGCAGUCUCGUAUCGAGCAGCUUCAGUCCGAGAAAGAUCUGGAAAUGAAUUCUGACACCGACUCACAGACAUGCGAAAAUGUUUCGGAUCUGUCUAACGGUGCAAUCGCUGAGCUUCCAUUUUCAGAUAUUUCCAUAUUGCCUUUUGAAGAAGAGGCCCUUUCUGUGAACAGUCCAGUCACAGUGGAACCGAACGAACGAGCCAAAACCCGCAGCCACGAGACAUCUCUACGGUCCGACGAGGACGUUUGUUUAUCUCUGGAAGAGCAGCUGCGACUCAGGUCCAGUGAGCUUGCCGAUCUCUCUCAUGCUUUUGAGGAUGCAGUCAGAUCCCUUGAGGACCAAAAACAAACCGAAAUGGAACAGGUCAGAUUGCGGCACGCAUCGGAGCUGGAGAACAUGCAGCAGCAAAUGGUCAGCCUAAAGGAAGAGAUGGAAGCCAAACUCUUUGUCGAGCGGCAACACUCAGAGAUAUUGUUGUCACAGCUGGAGACGGCAAGGCAACAGUUACAGGAACUGGACCUCGCCUCACGGUCCCUUGUUUCUGCCGAAACAACACAUAAUACACAGGAUAUCAAAGAAGGGACCUUGAAAGCUGAGGAGGCAGGGGCCCAGAAUGAGGAGUCAGAACACAGUGAUUCACAGACCAGUCCAAUUGUGCAGUGUGAAUCAAGUGUGUAUUCAGAGUCCCCUUCAACUGCUGCAGUUCAUAGAUCCGCUCCUGACGCGUCUCCUGAAGAAGAACGCCUGUUUUCUGAACUGGACUUCAAUAAGGAAACGCUCAGAAGGCAGGAGGAGGAAAUUCAACGUUUGCAGUCCCAGUUAGAAGUCCUGACCUCUGAGAUGUCAAUCAGGAAGGGCCUGUGUACGGAGCUGGAGAACAAGAUCCGUGAGAUGGAAACAGCAAACUCCGAUUCGGCUGACAGGAUCGGCGCGCUCGCUCUCGACAAACAAAGGCUAAGCGUCGAGGCCUCGGAACUGACGGAAGAAAUCGAUUCUUUGAAGCUUCAGUUGCAGACGACCAAAUGUCAACUGUCCGACGUGAUGGAGAUGUUGGAAAACCUAGAGGUGGCCAAGGGGAGCUGGGACGAGAAAUUCUUCCAGAUCGAGAGCGAUCUGAAGAGAGUGCGAUCGGAAAAGGCUAAUCUAGAGAAUCACAUCCUGUCCAUGGAAGCCGACAUGGAUGCGCUGCAGGAACAGAAACGGAGCUUGGAGGUUGAGAUCGAAACCGUCCGGAGGACAAAUGCCAACCUGGAAGAGCGGCUGAGCGCUACGAUCGCGGAAGGUGGACAUCUGAAACAAGAGCUUCUUUUGUGUGCCGAGGAGAGGGAAAGUGAAAAUCAGUCUCUUCUGAAGUGGAAGGAAAAGGCUCAGCUCCUGGAGAAGAAAGAAGCAGACACAAGAGAGCUGAUUAAAGUGCUUGAAGAGGAUAUUACAAUUGGAAAAAGGCAGUCUGAUGCGGCCUCUUGUCAAAUUGAUGCGCUUCUGAAGGAAAAGGAGCAGCUUUUGGUAGAGUCUCAGGCUCUCGAAAAUACGCUGGCACUGCUAACCGCGCAGAACAAAGACUUGAUGACAGAAGUUGAUCAGCUCAAGAACGCAGACAGCGCAGCAUCUCGAGACUCCGAAACAGUGGCUUCUAAAAUCCAGUCGUUAGAGGAGGAGAACUUAAAGCUUUCUCAGUCCUUGGAGUCUUCUCUCUUGGAAAAAGGGGAGAUUGCUUCCAGGCUGAUCUCUACCCAGAAGGAGGUGAGUCAGAUGAGAGAGGGUAUUGAGAAACUGAAGGUCCGAAUCGAAUCCGACGAGAGGAAGAAAAAACACACGAGCCAGCUGCUCAAAGAAGCGCAGAGAAAGGCGGACGCUCUCCAGGACAAAAUCGAAAGCCUUGAGAGAGAGAGAGAGGUUUCCGACCAGAGUCUCGAAGACGCCGUCCUUCAGGCUGAGACCGCGAAAGCUGAGCUGGAGGAGCUGCAGGUGGAAAAAGGAGAGCUUACGAAGAGAAUCGACGAGUUGACCAGCGAGCUGAACGCUCUAAGAGACGAAAAAAGCAAGCUCGAAGAGGCGCUCGCUCAAAAGAACGAAUUGAUCCAGCAGCUUCAGGUGUCCAAUCAGGAGGUUGCCGAAAAGUUUGAGAACGUGGAAAAGGCGAUGAAAGAGGCCGAAAUAAAUCAGAAGAAAGCGGUGGAGGAUCUUCGAUCUAAGCUGGAAACGGCGCAGCUGAAAGAGCAGGAUCUGACGAGUCAGCUGUCGAGCCUUCGGUCUGAGAAGGAGCAGUUCGCUCAGAGACUGCACGAAUCCGAGACGCUCCACGCGGAGAUGCAGUCGUCGAACCAGUCGCUGCUGACAGACCUGGAGUCCAGGCUGCAGGGUGUCAGGAGGGAGAAUGAAGAGCUUCAGCAGCGGGUCGCCGAGCUGCAGGGCCUGUCGUCCGUCACGGUGGAGAGAGACGAGUUACAGAGGGAGAAGGUCUGCCUGCAGUCUAAGACAGAGGUCAUGCAGCUCACCAUCACCUCUCUGGAAACCAGCAUCAAGAACCUGGAAACUCAGCUAGAGGCCGCAAAACACACGAGCACCGAACUUUCUGAAAAGGUUCAAGCGCUUCAUGAAAGUAAUCUGAAAAUCCAGAAUCAACUUCAGGAAGAACUGAAUAAGGCGAAGGAGAGACAGAACGCUUGGGAGCAAGAUCGAAACUCGCUGACAGAUCAACUGCAAAAAUCCGCACAGCUUGCGGAGACGCACGAGCUGUCACUAGAAGCGUUGACGUCAGAGAGGGACGAGUUGAAAAGGCGUCUGACAAGCGUGGAAGAGAGUCUUACAGAGGAGAUGAGUGAGAGACAGAGACAACACGAAGAAGCCGUGAAGCAGGCGGAGCAGCGUUAUGAAAAGGAGUUAAACGCUUUGAAGGAUAAAAUGAUGUCGGCGGAGGAAAAAGCCGCACAGUAUUUGUCUGAACUCGACGGCCUCAAGUCCCACAAGGACGAGGGGAACGCUGCCCUUACCGAGUUACAAAGCAAACUGCAAGAUUAUGAAAAAGUUAAGGAGGAGUUAAACUCUAAGAUUACGCGUCUGAUGAAAGAGAGAGACCGCGCUGUGAGUCAGAUGACCCUGUGGAUGAAGUCGUGCAAACAGCUGGAGGGCGAGAAGCAGAGCCUUGAGGAGCAAAGCCAGCGGCAGGCAGAACAGAUUACAGCGCUUAAGGCAGCAUCACAGGCUCCAGCCCUGGACGCGAUCAAAGGUGACGGUGUUCCCAGCGCUGAGGAGUUGCUGGCGGAGGUGAAGGAGCUGAAGGAGGCUCUGGAGGAGAAGUCUCGCGAGGCGGACGAGGGGAUGGACAGGUACUGUGGCCUCAUGGUCAGAGUGCACAAACUGGAGGAGACGAAGGAGAGUCUGGAGAACAAGGUGAGGCAGCUGAGCGGCCGGGCGGCGACCGCACGGCGCAGGAGCGACCGGAGCUCGCCGCCCGGCGACGCGACGGAGGACGCGAAAAGCCCCAGCAAGGAGACUCCGCCCUCCAGCAAGAGGCAGAGGGGAGAGGACCCCUCGGCGCUCCAAGCUCAGGAGGCCCUCCGGAACGCCGCUAAGAGGAUCCGCGCGACGGCCACGCCCAACGCGGGCCGGUCUCGCCCGGACCAGGACGAAGAGGAGUUCAGACCCGAGGGCCUGCCCGAGAGAGUGAAGAAGGGGUUUGCUGACAUCCCCCUUGGCGAGGCCAGUCCGUACAUCCUGCGAAGAACCGUCCAGCGCUGUAGCCCUCGUCUGGCUGCCCGCAGGUCCCCUGCAGCCUCACAGAACUCCUCACCCCUGGAGCACUGCCCCAAGACACCAGCAGAGGGCAGCAGCCUACACAAAGUGGCUAAGGGCGCCCAGAGCGCAGGCAGUCCACUGGUGGCCCUGACAAACAGCCCCAGGGGAAAGGCAUUGCAAAGCCCCGGCACAGAAGACAAGACCAGACGUUCCCUCAGCACCAAGAAAACACCAGAGCAGAGGGAGAAACGUCGGCACGUUACAGCCUCUGCUAAACAGGACGACAACUGCCAAGUUCAGUAA
This is a messenger RNA of Chanos chanos (milkfish), 8232 nucleotides long. RefSeq names its product centromere protein F (gene cenpf). Gene Ontology annotation, biological process: metaphase chromosome alignment; regulation of G2/M transition of mitotic cell cycle; mitotic cell cycle. The record is from RefSeq and is a predicted model, not a curated record. Gene Ontology annotation, cellular component: nucleus; spindle pole; chromosome, centromeric region. The coding region runs from base 1 to 8232 and encodes 2743 amino acids. Gene Ontology annotation, molecular function: protein homodimerization activity; dynein complex binding; microtubule binding. The transcript has 21 exons. Lineage: Eukaryota; Metazoa; Chordata; Actinopteri; Gonorynchiformes; Chanidae.